GGAUAUUAGCCGGAAUGAUAGUUGCGAAGGGCAAGUGGCAGAAAGUCGCCAUUUCGGGUUGUAGUUUUUCGCAGAAAGAUUUCGAUGGACUGAUAAGUAUCGAAGAAUUGUGCGACUACGAGCUGGAGACGGAACAUGAUGCAGCGACGACAGAAAAUAAAGAGAGAACACAGAAAAAACGAUUGAGGCCGAAAAAGCGUGGAAAAAUUAUUAAGAAAGACGAAAAAAUGGAAACACCAACUACGAAAAGUCUGAAGAGGCGGAGAAAUGAGCUCGAGGUGUCCAAUGUUGGUGAAGUGGAAGAAUUUCAUGAAAUGAAAAAAGUGAGGCUUGAUGGGAUGGAGAAAUGGGAUGGCUUGGAUGUGCCUCAAUCUGUGUUGGAAGCUCUGUGUCAGUUGGGUUUCACGCAGCCGACGCCAAUACAAAUGCAGUGCUUACCUGCUGCCAUACGGGAUUGUAGAGAUGUUGUUGGAGCUGCAGAGACGGGCUCAGGCAAAACAUUGGCAUUUGGUAUUCCCCUCAUUCAUCACAUUCUAAGAAUGAAAAGCGAAAAACACGAUACAGACGACACAAAGCUUUGGUAUGCCCUCAUCCUCACUCCAACGAGAGAACUCGCAUUACAAGUGAAACGUCACAUUGCUGCAGCAGCUAAACAUACCACAAUUAAGAUUGCUGCCAUUGUUGGUGGGAUGUCUGUGCUGAAGCAGGAAAGAGUGUUGAGGCAGCAGCCGGAGAUAGUCGUUGCGACGCCGGGAAGACUGUGGGAGUUGCUCGAUAUGGGUGAUCCCCAUUUGUCCAAGAUCGGCGAUGUGAGGUUGCUCGUGCUCGAUGAGGCUGAUCGUAUGGUUGAGCACGGCCAUUUCGUUGAGCUCGUAAAUAUCCUUCAGAAACUUCCACAACCUCGUGAAAGAUAUGAAGUUGUAUCGACUACAAAGAAGAAGAAGAGACGGAACAGACAUUUGCUUAGAAAGAAAAGUCAAGCAGUGAUACAUACCGACAAUGUGUCAUCAGUCGAAAGGCAAACGUUUGUGUUUUCUGCCACUUUGUGUUUGCCGAAACUGGCAAGACAAAGACAGCAGUCACACAAGCAGGACAACCACUCGAUUGAUUCGCUAAUGGAGAGAGUCGGGCUUCGUUGUAAUCCUUGUGUUGUUGACUUGACGCAGCAACAUGGCACAGCAGAGACGUUGACAGAGACUCGAAUUACAUGCACCAAGGAAGAGAAAGAUGUGUAUUUGUACUAUUUCUUGUGUCGUCAUCCUGGACGAACUCUCGUCUUUGCUAACUCGGUCGACUGCAUUAGAAGAUUGCGUUCUCUCUUCUCUCUUCUUCUAGUCAACCCUCUUCCUCUUCAUGCUGGCAUGCAACAGAGACAGAGACUUAAGAAUCUAGAAAGAUUUUCUAACGAUCCAAAAGGCUUGCUUGUGUCAUCUGAUGUUGCUGCUCGAGGACUGGAUAUUCUGAAUGUUGAUCAUGUAAUACAUUAUCAAGUUCCACACAAUGCAGAGCUGUAUGUCCAUCGAAGUGGUCGUACUGCUCGUGCAUCUACUGAGGGCAUCAGUGUGAUGUUAGUCGGACCAGAAGAUACACCACAUUAUAAACGAAUUUGCAGAAUGCUUAACCGGAAUGAGGAUCUAAAGUUGUUUCCUGUUGAUAUGUCAUGUUGGGUAGAACUGAAAGCAAGGGUCAGUCUUGCAAGGACGAUAGACACAAAGGAGCACAGGAUGUCUCGAGCAAAGAGUAAGAAUGAUUGGUUGUUGAAGACCGCAGAGGCAAUGGAUAUUGACGUUGAUGAUGACAUGUUGCCUGAUGAAACAGACUCAAAAGAAUUGAAAGUCGAUCAAAAGAAGAUUAGAAAAAUGAGAGAUGAGCUGGUUUCUCUGCUGAAGACUCCAAUUAUACCGUCAGGACAUUCUAUACGUUUUCCAACCGCUAGUGCAAGACUUGUUUCGAUUGGAUUACAUGGCAAAGAAUCGAAUGAGAGAAGUGCCCUCCAUUCAGUGAAACUCAGUUAACUAUUAUUAAAGUGAAAAAUACACAAACAGUCGUGCAAGUAGGAUUUUUUGUUUUGAAGUAUAGACAGUUUUUUGUUACUCAACAACCAUGUGUACAUAUAAGUAUCUAUUAAGGUACAGAUGUGUAAGUACUAUGCUGUAUGU
Molecule: messenger RNA, 2159 nt
Organism: Corticium candelabrum
Lineage: Eukaryota; Metazoa; Porifera; Homoscleromorpha; Homosclerophorida; Plakinidae
Product: ATP-dependent RNA helicase ddx24-like
Exons: 15
Coding region: 15-2015 (666 amino acids)
Molecular function (GO): RNA helicase activity; ATP binding; nucleic acid binding
Source: RefSeq, a predicted model, not a curated record